Aspergillus pseudonomiae is the source of this 2052-nucleotide messenger RNA. Its product is annotated as MFS general substrate transporter. Lineage: Eukaryota; Fungi; Ascomycota; Eurotiomycetes; Eurotiales; Aspergillaceae. The record is from RefSeq and is a predicted model, not a curated record. Gene Ontology annotation, cellular component: plasma membrane. Gene Ontology annotation, molecular function: transmembrane transporter activity. The coding region runs from base 11 to 1468 and encodes 485 amino acids. The transcript is spliced from 8 exons. Gene Ontology annotation, biological process: transmembrane transport.
UUCCAGCACCAUGGGUUUCUUAGAGCCAGAGAAGAGCGCCGAUGGCGAACUGUCGCCAGAGGCUCCUCGCUCCCUGAUUAACGAGCGCAAGCUGAUGGCGAAAAUCGACUGGCACGUCGUACCGUGCUUGUGUCUCAUGUAUUUGCUCGCAUUCUUAGACCGAGUGAACAUCAGUAACGCGGCGAUUCUGGGUUUACAGGAAGACCUGAACAUCGAGACGGGCACGAAAUACAACACCGCGUUGACGAUCUUCUUUGUUCCUUACAUCAUUUUCGAGAUCCCGUCCAACAUUCUAAUGAAGAAGCUGAAGCCUCAUCUUUGGUUGUCAUUAUGUAUGUUUGGCUUCGGCUUGGUCAUGAUCUGCCAGGGUCUGGUGUCGAACUGGGGAGGACUGAUGACUACUCGCUGGUUCUUGGGCAUGUUUGAGACUGGAUUGUUUCCUGGCUGUUUCUAUCUGAUGGGCAUGUGGUACAAGCGCAGCGAAGCCCAGAAGCGCUUUAGUUUCUUUUUCAGCUCCACCACCCUCGCGGGCGCCUUUGGUGGUCUCCUGGCCAGCGGUCUCGGCAAAAUGGAAGGUUUGCGCGGCUAUCGAGGCUGGCGCUGGGUGUUCAUUAUCGAAGGUGUUCUGACCUGCGUGGUGGCCAUCAUCUGCUACUUCCUGGUUACGGAUUUCCCAGAAGAUGCCAAGUGGCUCACUGAGGAAGAGCGCGAGUUUGUCCGCGAAAAGCUCGCUGCCGACACGGGCAAGGCUGCCCCAGAUGCUAGGUUAAGCUUGCGCGAUGUGUUGGGUGUUUUCAAGGACUACAAAAUCUUUAUCGGUGGAUGGAUGUACUUCGGCCAGGUUGUCACGGCCUACGGCUACGCGUACUUUGCGCCGACGAUCAUCAAGACCUACGGAUACGGACCCAUCAAGACGCAGCUUUAUUCCAUUCCUCCCUGGGCGGCGGCAUUCGGCUUCUCCAUGGUUGUCGCAUUCCUUUCGGACAGGUUUCGCCAUCGAUUCGCCUUCGCGUUCAUCCCGAUGCUGAUUGCGAUGGCUGGGUACGGAAUUCUGCUCAAUAUCCACGGCGAGGCGCAACGGCACGUGCAGUACGGAGCCCUAUUCCUCGUCACCAUGGGGUGCUACAGCGCAAUGCCAGUCCUGGUGUGUUGGUUUUCCAUGAAUUUAGGAGGCCAUCGGCGACGGAGCGUGGGAACGGCUUGGCAGAUCGGCUUCGGUAACAUCGGAGGAAUCAUUUCGACGUACUCGUUCCUGCAGAAGGACGCGCCGCUCUACCGCAACGGAUACAUCAUCAGCUUGUCCUUCCUGUGUUUCUCGGCGGCCAUGGCCGUCGUGUACUUCGUCGCGCUCUGGUUCGAUAACCGGAAACGCGACCGAGCAAUGGCGAACGGCGCCGUCGAUAGCGCCACAGAGGAGCAAGAAGAGCAAGAGGGUGACAUGGCGCUGACUUAUCGCUACAACUAUUAAUCAAUUAGAAAUUAAUGACAUGUGAAUUGCCUCGAAAUCUUCGCUUCUUGACGCGAUCGCCCCCGAUACCGGACGGGAGGUAGCAUCCGGAGAAAUUAGAGCAACAGUAGUCUAAGCUAUGUGUGGAUCCUGACCUUGGGGUAGCAACCGAAUAAUGGGGCGGCCUUCCCGACUCCUCAUUCUUUGCCAAUGAGAGACAUUUAGUGGAUCUCGUAGCCCCCAUAUCUGGAUCUCAAUCCUCGGUUCCUCAGGGUCAGUUGGUCUGAUCGCUAGCUUCGGCAUUGGCAGCGACUCGGCGCUUCCGGAUCACUUGGAGCUGUGCUUUCAUAAUUUUGGGAAUUUAUGCGGAGUUUUCCGUGCUUAACCAUCUAAAGAGAGCUGUCAUUACCUUGAAGAGUCAUCGCUGUCCCCUAUUUUACUUUAAUACUUCCUUUUCUCCAAAUCCCCAACCUGGAAAGGAUGUGCGGACCCCCACCGACCCAUUGUAUAAUCUUUAUGGCCCUCCGCUGAGUCCUCUCAACAGUAUUGAGAUGAAGGGGUGUGUUAGCUCCGACACCUCAGAAACCCGUCUUUGUAACCUAGCC